This is a messenger RNA of Dimorphilus gyrociliatus, 2349 nucleotides long. NCBI's taxonomy places the organism in Eukaryota, Metazoa, Annelida, Polychaeta, Dinophilidae. The record is from the annotation of a GenBank genome assembly.
AAGUUCGUAAUAAAGAUGUCAGCCAUAUUCUCUGCUGGUUGUGCCAAAACAUAAAUCCGUAAAUAACGUCUUCUCGCCGCUCUGAAAUCACUUAAGUGAGCUAGUGCCCGUUGGUCAGCAAGUGAAAUAAUUGACACGGAUUAUGUGAUAUCGAUUGUUCUUAAUUCGAUUAGGUUAAUUUAGAGAAAGAGGUUUUUGUGAUAAACUUUACUACAGUUUUCGCCGCGCCGCAAAUCGUGCAGUUUUACCGCCUUUUUGGACAGACAUUCAUGACAACAAAUAACCAGCUGAAAAAAACGUAUUGUCUAACACACUGCAAUUAUGCAGAGACCACGAAACGAAGAGACUACUCGUGGUAGAGGCCGUUCAUCAUCUGGAGGAAGAAUGGCUUUACCGAACAAAUCGAAUGCUGCGAAUCUAAGUUGUUUAAUGGUUGGCCCCAAUUUUAGAGUCGGAAAAAAGAUUGGCAGUGGAAACUUUGGCGAAUUGAGACUAGGCAAAAAUUUAUAUAAUAAUGAACAUGUGGCCAUCAAAUUGGAGCCUAUGAAGUCCAGGGCUCCUCAGCUGCAUCUCGAAUACCGCUUUUACAAACAGUUAGGACAGGCCGAGGGAGUUCCACAAGUUUACUACUUUGGCCCAUGUGGAAAAUACAAUGCUCUUGUCAUUGAACUUUUAGGACCUAGUCUCGAAGAUUUAUUUGAUAUAUGCGAUCGCAAAUUUACGCUCAAGACCGUAUCGAUGAUUGCGAUACAAUUGUUGACUAGAAUGGAGUAUGUGCAUUCCAAACAUCUUAUUUAUCGUGAUGUGAAACCGGAAAACUUUCUCAUUGGUCGCAAAUCUAGUAGCAAGGACCAUAUCAUACACAUAAUAGAUUUUGGUUUGGCGAAAGAAUAUAUUGAACCGGAAACUCACAAGCAUAUCGCCUAUCGGGAACAUAAGAGCUUGACUGGAACCGCUAGAUACAUGAGCAUUAAUACGCAUUUGGGAAAAGAGCAAUCAAGAAGAGAUGAUUUAGAGGCUCUUGGACAUAUGUUUAUGUAUUUUUUAAGAGGUUCCUUACCUUGGCAAGGAUUGAAAGCAGAAACCCUUAAAGAGCGUUACCAAAAAAUAGGCGACACAAAGCGCGCAACCAGUAUUGAGACGUUGUGCGAAGAUUUUCCUCCGCAAUUAGCUACGUACUUACGGAGUGUGAGAAGAAUGGACUUCUUUGAAACACCAGACUAUGAGAAUUUGCGUAAGUUAUUUUAUGACAUGAUGCACAAAAACCAUUGGGAACUGGACUACAACUUCGACUGGACCGGGAAGCACAACACUAACCCUUCCAUCGGUUCAAAUCAAGUAGUUAAUGAUCCAGUGGAUUCAAAUCCUGCCAAUCCCUCUUCCCCUGCGAACAAAACAUCUGGCAAGCCACAGGUAUUAUUCUAAAUCAAUUCGUUAGAAACAUUUAUGAAACCUCCAUAAGAGACUUUAAGGCAUUAAAAGUAUAAAAUCUUUAGAUAUAAUUUGUUGAUAGUCCAAAUUCAUCGAUGCACAACAAAUUGUAUAAAUAACUUCUAAUAUAAAAAAAAAUUCAUAAACAUAAUUAAAAGAGAGCGUUACAGGCUCCUGGAGCGGGGCAACAGAGGGGUAAUGCUUGGGCAGAAAAUAAUCGAGGCAGUCAACUGCUAGUGGCUGCCACUGAUCGACAUGGCGGAUCCGUUCAGGUAAAAUGAUUGCACACAGCGCAUGUCAAAAGAAAUCAUCCCACUAUUGCUGUUGUCCUCUGCUCCACAUUUUUGAUUUUAUAAAUUUUUUCAUUAAAAGUGACCACCGUAAAUGUAGCCGCCAAUAAUACAGGAUAAUAUAAACAAUCAAAUUUUUUUUACAGGCUGUCAGUUCAACACAUGAGGAAAGAGAUGAUACCGGACCUAACUAUUCCCAAACCCCAAUUGCAGGUGGAACUGAUGGAGUGGAUAUGGAAGAAGGUACUGCGAAUUGUUGUGGGAUUAAAGUGGGUAGGAAAAGCCGCCGCAAGAAAAUGAAGCAACAACACGGUCGUCACGCUUAAUGGACAAAUACGCGCCUGUUAGAAAAAUGUGAUUCGAAAUCACAUUUAUCGUGAACACUGAUUUUACUUUUGUCUAUUUAGAGAAAGAAAAUUUUAGGUUGGUAAAUGUGUUUUUUUUGGUAAAAAAAAAAAGAAAAACAGGAACGAAUCGGCGUUUUGGCUGAUGUGUGGUCAAAUAAACGUAAAUGUAUAUAUAUUAUGAAAUAAAAUAAAUCAUCAUAAUUAAUCAUUGCCUUAAUUCCUUAUACUAUCAAUUUAUAUAUUAUAUAUAAUAAUACAAGUAUAUAUGACAAGUUUACAAA